AGUAUAAGAGAGGGAAAUACGAUUGAGUGGCGGGGAAUUGUCAUAUCGAGAUGGCGAGGUGGUUAUCACAUUCAUCACUGUGGCUUCCAAUUCCAAAAUCAAAUUCAAAUUUAAAUUCAAAUCCAAACUCAAGGGUGCUACAGUAUCAACAUGCAUACAGAGCUCAAUUGCGUGUUCGAUGCAGUGAUGUGGGUGAGGAGAAGGAGAAGGAGGAGAAGAAGAAGAAGAAGAAGCGAUUGUCAGAGCAGUCGUCGUGGGAGGCGAAGGACGCAGAGGGAAGAGACUAUCUGUACAGACUUGGCAAAGAGGCUGAUAACAUGAACAUCGCCGUCGGCCAGCGUGCCGGCGUCAUCGAUUCCCUUUUCGCCGGCAAUUUUCUCGGCAAAGAUUCGGACAUUGUCUUUGACUAUCGUCAAAAAGUUACGAGGUCCUUUGAAUACCUUCACGGCGAUUAUUACAUCGCUCCUCUCUUCAUGGACAAAGUCGUUUGUCACAUUGUCAAGAACUACCUAGCUCAUAUCCUCAACACUAAAGUUCCUCUAAUUCUAGGUAUUUGGGGAGGAAAAGGACAGGGGAAAUCAUUUCAAACAGAACUUAUAUUUCAGGCCAUGGGAGUUGAACCCGUAAUUAUGUCUGCUGGCGAACUGGAAUCAGAGAGAGCUGGAGAGCCAGGAAAAUUAAUUCGCGAGCGUUACAGAACAGCAUCUCAAGUUGUCCAGAAUCAAGGGAAAAUGAGCUGUUUGAUGAUCAAUGAUAUUGAUGCUGGACUUGGUAGAUUUGGGAAUACUCAAAUGACGGUCAACAAUCAAAUUGUUGUCGGGACUCUUAUGAAUCUGUCAGACAAUCCUACAAGAGUAAGUGUUGGCCAAGAUUGGCGAGAUUCAGAUAUCACAAACAGAAUUCCAAUCAUUGUAACAGGGAAUGAUUUUUCCACUAUUUAUGCUCCGCUGAUUCGUGAUGGAAGGAUGGAUAAGUUUUACUGGCAACCAAACCUCGAAGAUAUCCUGAAUAUCGUUCACAGAAUGUAUGAGAAAGAUGGUAUAUCUAGGGUUGAAGUUGAAAGGGUUGUGAACACUUUCCCUAAUCAAGCAUUGGACUUUUAUGGAGCUCUAAGAUCACGUACUUAUGACACAUCUAUUUUAAAGUGGAUUGAUGAUAUUGGAGGUGUUGAAAAUUUCGGAAGCAAACUUCUCAAAAGAAGAAAGGACCCAAGCCUUCCUGUAUUUAUUCCUCCAGAGCUUUAUGUCACAUAACCAAGCACCUCAGACUGUAAUCACAUCCUGUUCCAGGCACUAGAGACAUUUCAAGGCAAGAAUCAUUUUUGUAUUUUGAAGCAGGGUUUGACCAUGGCCAAUGUAAGUUUUGCCUCCACAUAAAUUAAGCGUUUCAAAGGUCAAGGAACACAACAUAAAUCAACAACCCCACCCCACCAAGAAUAUCACUGCGUUCGUGCGUGGGCACAAAAGCACUUGCUCGGCCACCUCAGAAUGAGAAUAUAUGCAAAUCUCUAGAUGAUUUGGAUUUUGAGCUUUUAGUGAUUAAUUUUUUUCUAUUUUUAUUUUUAAAAGGGAUAACUGGGCCACUGUGUUACUCCAGUAGGUCUUCUGUGUGGAUACUAUCUAAUGUAUCUAUGUGGUACUUUGAAUUUUAUAUUGAGAUGUAUGCCAAAGAUUCUUGACCAUUUCUG
Messenger RNA from Vigna unguiculata (cowpea), 1687 nucleotides. RefSeq names its product P-loop containing nucleoside triphosphate hydrolases superfamily protein. Lineage: Eukaryota; Viridiplantae; Streptophyta; Magnoliopsida; Fabales; Fabaceae. The record is from RefSeq and is a predicted model, not a curated record. Gene Ontology annotation, molecular function: ATP binding; ATP hydrolysis activity.